Molecule: messenger RNA, 737 nt
Organism: Bombus pyrosoma
Lineage: Eukaryota; Metazoa; Arthropoda; Insecta; Hymenoptera; Apidae
Product: anaphase-promoting complex subunit CDC26-like
Exons: 2
Coding region: 402-623 (73 amino acids)
Biological process (GO): protein K11-linked ubiquitination; anaphase-promoting complex-dependent catabolic process; regulation of mitotic cell cycle
Cellular component (GO): anaphase-promoting complex
Source: RefSeq, a predicted model, not a curated record
GAAAUAUUACAAGUUACAGUUUAACUCUAAAAUAUAUUGGGUAGAGCAGAGAAGCUAUACACUAUUUAGAAAACAUACAGCUAACCUUAUACUUAUAAAGAAUGGUAUAUCAAGAAAUUGCUCAUAUAAUGAGAUAUUUAACUCGAUAAUAAAAUAAAAGCCAGUAUUUAAAUGAUUACAUGUGAUAAUACAAUAUCUACUAAAAUAUUCGCUUUAAGAAAUGCUUCUGAUGUUUGUACGAGAGAGUAUAUUUGGAAAGACGAUUGUGUAGUAUUAAGGAUUAAAGAAAGUUAGGAUUCUUUCGCUUGGUCUUUAUUAACAACAUUCCCUGCAUAUCGAUCGACAUACUAUAAGAUCUUUUUAUACUAAAAGAAAGGUGCGUUGAACUUUUCCUUCGUAAAAUGAUACGGCGCAGUCCGACGAGAAUCGACUUACGACUAGACGAUCUGCAAGAAUAUGAGGCGAUGAGGAAAGCUCUCGAAGCUAAGAAAGAAUCAGAAAGACCACCAACAACAUUCAAUCCUCCCCCCUGGGGUGGUAAAAUCCCGCAAAGUGAAAUUCAAGAACGCAUCGGUUAUAUGCCACAACAAGCUCAAACUACACAUUGUCGCCCAAAUUUAUAGCUUUUUAUAUAAUACUUAUGUAUUCUGAAUUAUAUUAUUUUUUAUGUUUAUUCCAAUAUUGCCAUGUAAUUGACUGGAGUCCAUCAUGAAAUAAAAUAAAUCCAUUGAAAUUCA